UACCAGAACGCCCAUUUCUGCCUCUUCCUCUCGCGCAGUCCAUGCCUUCUACCUUUUAUACUCUCCGAAAUAUCUGUCUUCUGGGCUUUACGAUAGCAGUCUUGCCACAUGUACUGCGCUCAACGUGUUUUUCGACUGUGCAAAUGGCUUGAACGACUAGGAGACCGACUUACUGGAGCUGCUGGACCAGUCUUCGUAUCUCUCGCGAUUGUCUUACUUUCGACGGGAACAAUUUCCUUUUUUGAUGUCAUAGCACCAAGUUUACCGUGGCCUUGGCUGUCAAUACCGGCAUGUCUUUUGAUAGCAACGAACAUGUUCGCGCACUACUACUACGUGUGCACGAUUUCACCAGGCUUUGUAGCCGACGGACCACAUACUCCUGGAACUGGACUGCUAUGGGCGAAGAAACGGAAGACGGCUCGUAUUCGACAGUUAACCGGCGUUCGAUGGUCUGAUGACGUGUCUGUAACGAAAGCCUCGGUAACAAAGUGUAGAAGGUGUGCAGAAAUGAGGCCUGAAAGCCCAUCAUUGCCGGAUAUGCAACCGUUGUGUAUUGAAAUACGAUCACCACUGUCCCGGGUGAACCAAUGUGUCGGACUUUACAAUGAACGAUAUUUCGUACUAUUCCUUGUCUAUCUUGUAAUUGCGACAUUCUGUUUCUCAGCCUUAGGAUGGCCGCAUGUCAUGGCAGCUCUUGGAUGGCACGACGAUCCUUGGCCUUAUCGAUCACCUCAAAUCAUGUUUCUGCUAACUUACAUUCUAGCAGCCGUUCUGUGCUUUGCUGUCACUAUUAUGACAGGAUGGCAUCUCUGGAGCAUUGCGUCCGGUGAAACAUCUGUCGAGGCUCAUGACCACGAUCACUAUCGGAGAAUGGCCAAACGCCGUGGAGACGACUUUGUAAAUUCGUACGACCUAGGCAAAAUGAAAAAUCUCGAGUUGUUCUUCAAUGUUGGAAUGGACGGAUACCCAUUGUACACCCUCGCCCUUCCUCUCCGGGCAGAACCAUAUACCGACGGUCGAUCAUGGGCUCGGAAAAAGGGUCUCGAGCGUCACCACGGUAUCCCAUUGCAUUAUCGACAGUUGUGCCUAUCUGUUUCCCUGGGUUGUGUUUCUUUGGUAGGAUUGUGGUCGGUCAUGGCAUUGCUUUGGAGUACGAUGUAAUAUUGAAUUCUCGUCGUAAUGUACAAAGAUGAACCUUGAUAUACGGGAACACACAUUGUAGAGUUAUUCAGGGAAUCUUCAUCUCCUCAUGAUUACGCAGUCAACGCUACGCUUUCACCCAAACACGUAAGACUGACUCGUUGGUUGCUAUUGGUUCCUCAUAAUCGUCCUCGAAUUCUCCUUUUGGAAGGUGUAUAGGCUACAGCCUGUGGGAACAGGUGAGAAAAAAAAAUCCAAUAGCCUUCA
Molecule: messenger RNA, 1407 nt
Organism: Somion occarium
Lineage: Eukaryota; Fungi; Basidiomycota; Agaricomycetes; Polyporales; Cerrenaceae
Source: the annotation of a GenBank genome assembly